Molecule: messenger RNA, 586 nt
Organism: Apus apus (common swift)
Lineage: Eukaryota; Metazoa; Chordata; Aves; Apodiformes; Apodidae
Product: cytochrome c oxidase assembly factor 4 homolog, mitochondrial
Exons: 2
Coding region: 88-483 (131 amino acids)
Biological process (GO): mitochondrial respiratory chain complex IV assembly
Cellular component (GO): mitochondrial intermembrane space
Source: RefSeq, a predicted model, not a curated record
GGAAGUGGAGGAGCGCCGUCCAAUCAGCGAGCGCCUCGCCGGGGGGGGGUCGGUGCUUAAAGGGGCCGCGCUGCGCCCGAGGGAGCGAUGUCGAGACCCGGCCACGCCUGGAGCCGCCGGUCGGGGGAGGAAGAGGAGGAGGAGGAGGAGGAAGACCCGCUAGACGCCCGGAUCCAGCGCACGGGCUGCGCGGGGCAGCACCGGGAGCUGCAGGAGUGCAUGGCCGGGCAGCGGGACUGGCGGCUCUGCCAGAGCCAGCUCCGAGCCUUCGGGGACUGCAUGAACCGGCGGCAGCGCCCCCGGGAAUCACCCCCUCCCCGGGAAUCACCCCCUCCCCGGGAAUCACCCCCUCCCCGGGAAUCACCCCCUCCCCGGGAAUCACCCCCCCGGGCCGCCUCCCCACGCCAGGCUCCUCCUUCCCCCCCCCGGGGACUGAAAGCAGCAGCGGCCGCUCCUCCCCGGGCACCAAACUGCCCCGUUUGAGCCUUGUUUUUUAUUCUUUUGGGUGUGUUUUUUUUGCUCCCGUGGGUUCAAUCUCCCUGUGGGGUUGGGAAAUUAAAAGCCCCGAGGGGUGUUGGUGGUCCCA